CCACUGUUUAGACGGCCUCCUACAUGCUUCAUGAUACGACCAACAAGACAAGUGAAAGCAAAACCAACACGCUAAACGGUUUCCCUAAAACAAUGUCAGAUGUGAGAUGUGAAUGUGAGAUGGAAAAUCUGCUCACAGAAGUCAGUUUGAACAUUAACAGACAUCCCAGCGGUCUGCUGCUGAACCAGACGCUCUUCCUUUACCGCCGUCCGUCAUUUUCCACAGUAUUCAUCAACAACGUUGGACUUUCAGUGCUCUGAGGACAGCAGGUGAAUUUAAACACAGUCAAACCUUUUUUCCACCGUAAGAUUCAAUCUUUAAAAGUUUUGUUUUUGUGAAACACAACAAUCAUUUACCAUCGUUAUAAUAUAUUCCAAAGUCCAUCCUGCUGCUCCUGCAGUGGAUUAAAGGUUAAACUGCUCCAACUUUCAUUGUAGUUUCCUGGUUCCUCCCCUUUAAUGUACCUGAGGAGAACAGGUGUGGCGUGCAGUCAUCUGAUCGGCUAAAGCAGAACACAUCUCCUGCUGCCGAGUCAAGGUGAAGAAAAAUGGCACAGGGGGGAAGUGCAAUGGAUCCUCUGAAGUUUGCUUGCUCCAUCUGUCUGGAUCUACUGAAGACUCCGGUCACCAUUCCCUGUGGACACAGCUACUGCAUGGACUGUAUCAAGACCUGCUGGGAUGACGAAGUUCAGAGAAGAUUCUACAGCUGUCCUCAGUGCAGAGAGGCCUUCACUCCCAGGCCGGUUCUGGUGAAGAACACCAUGUUAGCAGAGUUAGUGGAGGAGCUGAAGAAGACUGAACUCAGAUCUGAUCUCUGCUACGCUGGACCUGAAGACGUGUCCUGUGACGUCUGCUCUGGGAGGAAGAUGAAAGCCGUCAAGUCCUGUCUGGACUGUCUGGCUUCUUACUGUGAGGAACAUCUCCAACCUCACUAUGACUCUAUAGAAAAUCAUGAACUUGUUGAAGCUUCCAAAAGCCUAAAGCAGAAGGUCUGCUCACGUCACAAUAAGAUCAUGAAGAUCUUCUGUCGUACUGAUCAGCGGUGCAUCUGUUAUCUCUGUCUGAUGGGCGAACACAAAGGCCAUGAGACGGUCUCAACAGCGACAGAAAGAACCAAGAAGCAACAGGACCUCAAGAAGAUUCGACAACAAAUCCAGCAGAAGAUCAAGUACAGAGAGAAAGACAUGAGGCUGUUCCAGCAGGAGGUGGAGAAUAUAAAGGUUUCUGCUGACAAAUCAGUGGAGGACAGUGAGGAGAUCUUCUCUGAGAUGAUCCGUCUCCUCCAGAAAAGAAGCUCUGAGGUGAAGCAGCAGAUCAGAUCCCAGCAGGAGGACGAAGUGAAUCGAGUCCUGGAUCUUCAGGAGAAGCUGGAGCAGGAGAUCAGAGAUCUGCAGAGCAAAGACAGAGAGAUGGAGCAGCUCUCUCAGACAGAGGACCACAGCCAGUUCCUGCACAGAUACCCCUCACUGUCUGCACUCAGGGAGUCCACACACUCAUCCAGCUUCCACCUUCGUCCUCGGAGGUAUUUUGAGGAGGCGACAGCAGCUGUGGCAGACACCAGAGACAAACUACAGGAGCUCCUGAGGGACAAACGGGCAAACAUCUCCCUGGCUGAGGCUAAAAUGGACGUGCUAUCACCAAAAGCAGAACCAAAGACGAAGGAGGACUUCUUGAAAAUUUCAAAAGAAGUCAGGCUGGAUCCAAACACCGCACACACACGUCUGGUUCUAUCUGAUGAGAACAGAAGUGUAUCAGAAAUGAGUGAUGAUCAGUCUUAUCCUGAUCAUCCAGACAGAUUCAGCUUCUGGCCUCAAGUUCUGAGCACAGAGAGUCUGACUGGACGCUCUUACUGGGAGGUGGAGUGGAACGAAGGAGAGCUUUGGGUCGCAGUUGCGUACAAGAACAUCAGCAGAACAGGACAUUCAACAGACUCUGUAUUUGGGUUCAAUGACAAAUCAUGGUCACUUCACUGUGGUCUCUGCGACAGGUACACUUUUUCUCACGGGAAUAUUCGAACCCGCCUCUCGGGUCCCAGUUCCUCCAGGGUGGGAGUGUACCUGGACCACAGAGCAGGUGUUCUGGCCUUUUACAGCGUCUCUGAAACCAUGACCCUGCUCCACAGAGUCCAGACUACCUUCACUCAGCCGCUACACGCCGGACUCCUGUUUUGUGAAAAUAGCAACAUGUACUGCCGCCCUACAGCAACCUUUAAAAAAUUGAAAUAGACAGAGAUCCUUUCAGGAAGAACUUGAUCAAAUAUCUACAUUUUACUUUAUUUUUGUUUAGAACUGGUAUUUGUAUCAUUUCUUCACAGCACAAAUGUAGAAAGUCUUUUGGUGGACUUGUUUUGUUGAUGUUUGCAUUCCUGUGUUUGAUCAAUAAUGGAGCCUGUCAAUCCCUCUGAGCACUUUAAAUCACCUUAAAUAGCUACAUUUACUGUAACCCUUGUGCUAUCCUAUGACCCCACCCUUACAUUGACGUGUUAUUCCUACCAUGAGAGUAAACUCACCAGUUUGGUUGAAUUAUUUGCGGCAAACUGCUUCCAUGAAAACAGAAUCAAGUAAUCUGUAAAAAUGAUAAUAAAAUUCCAAUGUCACAAAAAA
Messenger RNA from Oryzias latipes (Japanese medaka), 2602 nucleotides. Its product is annotated as tripartite motif-containing protein 16-like. Lineage: Eukaryota; Metazoa; Chordata; Actinopteri; Beloniformes; Adrianichthyidae. Gene Ontology annotation, molecular function: zinc ion binding; protein binding. The record is from RefSeq and is a predicted model, not a curated record.